AUGGGUCCACAUACUGUUGAGGGUAUGGAGACGAAGGGUCCUCUCCGGGAGCCCUGCGCCCUGACCCUAGCCCAGAGGAACGGGCAAUAUGAGUUAAUAAUCCAGUUGCACGGGAAGGAACAGCAUGUUCAAGAUAUCAUUCCUAUAAAUAGCCACUUUAGAUGUGUUCAAGAAGCAGAAGAAAAUCUUUUGAUUGAUAUAGCUUCAAACAGUGGCUGCAAAAUUCGGGUUCAGGGGGACUGGACCAGAGAACGCUGCUUUGAAAUCCCUAAUGAAGAACACUGUUUGAAGUUCCUGUCAGAGGUCCUUGCUGCUCAGGAAGCACACUCACAACUUCUUGUUCCAGAACAAAAGGACUCAUCCAGCUGGUACCAGAAAUUAGACACUAAGGACAAACCUUCUUGUGUUUCAGGGCUUCUUGGAUUUGAGGAUAAUUUUUCAUCUAUGAAUUUGGACAAGAAAAUAAAUUCACAAAAUCAGCCUAUGGGGAUUCGUAGGGAACCUCCACCCCCACCCUCUUCAGUGAACAGAAUACCUCCACGUGACAAAGAAGCUUCUAACAAGGAACAGCCCAAAGUGACCAACACCAUGCGGAAGCUCUUUGUACCAAAUAACCAGUCUGUGCAGCGGGAGGGCCUCAUCAAACAUAUCUUGGCAAAGCGAGAGAAAGAGUAUGUCAACAUUCAGACCUUCAGAUUUUUUGUUGGAACUUGGAAUGUGAAUGGCCAGUCUCCAGAUAGUGGGUUAGAACCCUGGCUGAACUGUGAUCCGAAUCCUCCUGAUAUCUACUGCAUUGGAUUCCAAGAGCUGGACUUGAGCACAGAAGCCUUUUUCUACUUUGAAUCCAUGAAGGAACAAGAGUGGUCCAUAGCUGUGGAAAGGGCUUUGCAUUCCAAAGCCAAGUAUAAGAAAGUUCAACUAGUUCGCCUUGUUGGGAUGAUGCUCCUGAUAUUUGCCAGAAAGGAUCAGUGGCAGUAUAUCCGUGAUGUUGCUACAGAAACGGUUGGAACUGGAAUCAUGGGGAAAAUGGGAAACAAAGGUGGGGUAGCUGUGAGAUUUGUAUUUCACAACACUACAUUUUGCAUUGUCAAUUCCCACCUGGCUGCCCAUGUGGAGGACUUUGAGAGAAGGAAUCAAGAUUAUAAGGACAUCUGUGCACGAAUGAGUUUUGUGGUUCCAAAUCAGGCCCUCCCGCAGCUGAAUAUCAUGAAACAUGAUGUUGUCAUCUGGCUGGGAGAUUUGAACUACAGACUUUGCAUGCCUGAUGCCAAUGAAGUGAAGAGUCUUAUUAACAAGAAUGACCUUCAGAGACUCCUGAAAUUUGACCAGCUAAAUAUUCAGCGCACACAGAAAAAAGCUUUUGCUGACUUCACUGAAGGAGAAAUCAAGUUUAUCCCCACUUAUAAGUAUGAUUCUAAAACAGACCGAUGGGAUUCCAGUGGGAAAUGUCGGGUUCCAGCCUGGUGUGACCGAAUUCUUUGGAGAGGAACAAAUGUUAAUCAGCUUCAUUACCGGAGUCACAUGGAACUGAAAACAAGUGACCACAAGCCUGUUAGCGCCCUCUUCCAUAUUGGGGUGAAAGUUGUCGAUGAAAGGAGGUAUCGGAAAGUGUUUGAAGAUAUUGUACGCAUCAUGGACAGAAUGGAAAAUGACUUUCUUCCUUCCUUAGAACUCAGCAGGAGAGAGUUUGUGUUUGAGAAUGUGAAGUUUCGGCAACUACAAAAGGAGAAGUUCCAGAUCACCAACAAUGGACAGGUUCCCUGCCAUUUUUCUUUCAUCCCUAAACUUAAUGACAGCCAAUACUGCAAGCCAUGGCUUCGGGCUGAACCUUUUGAGGGCUACUUGGAGCCAAAUGAGGCAGUGGACAUUUCCCUUGAUGUUUAUGUCAGCAAAGACUCAGUGACCAUCCUGAACUCGGGGGAAGAUAAAAUUGAAGAUAUCCUUGUCCUUCACCUGCAUCGAGGCAAAGAUUACUUUUUGACCAUCAGUGGAAAUUACCUCCCAAGUUGUUUUGGCACAUCCUUAGAGGCUUUGUGCCGAAUGAAAAGGCCAAUCCGAGAAGUUCCUGUUACCAAACUUAUAGACUUGGAAGAAGACAGCUUCCUAGAAAAGGAGAAAUCCUUUCUACAGAUGGUUCCCUUGGAUGAAGGCACCAGUGAGAGACCCCUUCAGGUCCCCAAGGAGAUCUGGCUUCUGGUAGACCACUUAUUCAAACACGCCUGUCACCAGGAGGACCUGUUCCAAACCCCUGGAAUGCAGGAAGAGUUACAGCAGAUCAUAGACUGUCUGGAUACCAGCAUUCCUGAGACAAUCCCUGGCAGUAAUCACUCUGUAGCUGAAGCACUGCUCAUUUUCCUGGAAGCCCUGCCAGAGCCCGUCAUCUGUUAUGAGCUGUAUCAGCGAUGCCUUGACUCUGCUCAGGAUCCCCGGGUCUGCAGACAGGUGAUUUCCCAGCUUCCAAGAUGCCAUAGAAAUGUUUUCCGUUACUUGAUGGCAUUCCUUCGAGAACUCUUAAAAUUCUCCGAAUACAACAAUGUCAGUGCCAACAUGAUCGCUACUCUCUUCACAAGUCUUCUCCUAAGGCCUCCACCUAACUUGUUGGCAAGACAGAAUUCAAGUGACCGCCAGCGUGCUAUCCAGUUCCUUUUGGGUUUCCUGCUUGGGAGUGAUGAAGAUUAAUAAGCCCUUUUCUCUUAAGUACUCUCCAAGAUUCUAGAAGUGGAAGAUCUUGGACACCAAGUAUUUCAGAAUAUUUGCAAAGUCAUGCCACAGGAAAUGUCUAUUGCAGAAUUUCCAGGCUGUUGGCAUGAAAAGGGAAGAGUUUCCUAAUCCCUCCUUUACCAUAUCCUACACAGCAAACUACUAUUAGACUUAUAUUGCCAAGCCAAAGUUACCAUAUUUUGGUGUUUUUGUGUUCUCUCUUUAUAAGGCAAAGAGAUCUGUAUUUACACUCCUUUAGGGGAUGUGUCUGUUGCCCCCUGCCCAGCUGUCAUGAUUGUCCUUAGCACCCUAGACCUAGAUUCUGAGAUGUUCCCAUUCUAGGCCUACAAGCACUACUUGGUGUAGCUCAGACUUGUGUGUAGUCCUUCCACUAAGACACUUUUGCCCUACCAUCCCCACAUCACCCCUUUGCACUCUACUUCAGUAGUGCUAUCACGUUGAAGGAAGUCUGAGUGAGGCUAGUGAUUCCUUGGGCGUCCCCAACAGUGAGUUAAUAUUCUACAUGUUUUUGUUACAUGCAUUUAUGUAUUUAUACCACAGUGCUAUCCAUAUAUCUCUGUAACAUUGGCUGUUUCAUGAAUCUGCACUGGGUGGAACCAUAUUCUCUUGUCUCAGACCACAUUUAGUAGCAGAACUCUAGGGACUAUUAGAGAUGACAUCCAAUUGAUGUGAGAGAAUCAUAAUCAGAGUGGAAGCACUUUGAGUAGUCACAAAUGAAAACAUUUAGGUUUGACAGGUUCUGCUUCUCACCAUCCCUUUCUCUUUUUUAAAUUUUACAUGAGAAUUAAUCCUGGGUAUCUAUGGGACCCAUCCCCCACUUAGAAAUCCACCUCUGGAGCAACACUUGCACCACAGUCAAAAAGUAAGUCUGGCCCAGCCGGUGUGGCACCAAGAGGUCUCCAGUGCAAUUCUG
This is a messenger RNA of Molossus molossus (Pallas's mastiff bat), 3634 nucleotides long. RefSeq names its product OCRL inositol polyphosphate-5-phosphatase (gene OCRL). Lineage: Eukaryota; Metazoa; Chordata; Mammalia; Chiroptera; Molossidae. Gene Ontology annotation, biological process: signal transduction; phosphatidylinositol dephosphorylation. The record is from RefSeq and is a predicted model, not a curated record. The coding region runs from base 1 to 2679 and encodes 892 amino acids. Gene Ontology annotation, cellular component: cytoplasm; membrane. The transcript is spliced from 24 exons. Gene Ontology annotation, molecular function: phosphatidylinositol-4,5-bisphosphate 5-phosphatase activity; inositol phosphate phosphatase activity.